AUGAAUUAUUCCGGUGGUGACUUCGGCACGAUCACCGCCGAGGUUCGCCCUCCUCUUGACAACGACGUGCGCUGGAAGAUUGCACACACUGGAAACGGUACUUGCACCAUCAACAACGUCAAUGGCAAGACAAAACAGCAGCUCAACGUUCGUGGUGAAGGCAAGGCCAGCGGAACAGAGGUGAUCUCAUACGCCAUCAAGGAGGCUGCGAACACUCAGCUUAUUCUCAAGGCUGUUGUUGCAUAG
Molecule: messenger RNA, 246 nt
Organism: Alternaria arborescens
Lineage: Eukaryota; Fungi; Ascomycota; Dothideomycetes; Pleosporales; Pleosporaceae
Exons: 3
Coding region: 1-246 (81 amino acids)
Source: RefSeq, a predicted model, not a curated record